CAAUCCUUCUCUUGAGAUUAAAGCAAAGGAAUUAGAGAAUGAACUGGAGAAAGUUACGCAAAAUUCAUCAUUUAAGGAUGGGUUAAUUUUUUGUCUCAGGUCCAGGGUAAGUAAUCUGGAAGAUGAACUAGAUCAGAUUGUUUCGCAACCGCAUCAGAUAAUUCAUGAUUCAAAAAUAGGUAGUGCAGAAGCGGACCCAGCCUCAUCAUCCAACGAUUAUAAGCAUGAUGAAGUAGUAGAAGAGAUACCCCAUUUUUCUUCACACUACUCAGAGCACAAACCCGAUGGAAAAGGAAAUUAUGAUAGUAUUUCAGCCGUACCUAUUAUUGCGUUAGGAG
Messenger RNA from Funneliformis caledonium, 338 nucleotides. The record is from the annotation of a GenBank genome assembly. NCBI's taxonomy places the organism in Eukaryota, Fungi, Glomeromycota, Glomeromycetes, Glomerales, Glomeraceae.